This is a messenger RNA of Chrysoperla carnea, 942 nucleotides long. RefSeq names its product melanoma-associated antigen B16-like. The transcript has 3 exons. The record is from RefSeq and is a predicted model, not a curated record. Lineage: Eukaryota; Metazoa; Arthropoda; Insecta; Neuroptera; Chrysopidae. Gene Ontology annotation, cellular component: nucleus. The coding region runs from base 187 to 942 and encodes 251 amino acids.
AGUAAAGCAUUUGCGGUUAAAUUUCAAUAUUUAACUUGUUGUUUUGGUUAAAUGUACACUUGUCAGUAAUUUCAUAGCAAAAAAACAAAUACAAUUUGGUUAACUUAUUAUAUUUAUUUCUGUGUUUGUUAGUUUUUAAUCGUUUAGACAUUUAUUAAUUUAUUAAAAUAUUCAAGACAAAGAAAAAUGGUAACUAGAAAAGCAAAUACGACAAGUAAACCUCCAAAGUUAUCGCAGAGUACAAGUCAACUUCAAAUUCCGGCUCACACUAUAAAUGAUUUUGUACGUUUUAUUUUAAAUAUGAUGGGUUCUAAAAGGUCCAUAAAACGUACUGAUAUUGUUAAAGCAGUUAUGGCCGAAAACGGUCGCAAUUUCAAUGAAGUAUAUCGCCGUGCUAAUGAAAUUUUAAAAGAUGUUUAUGGUUUAACAUUGGUGGAAGUACCUGAAUGCUCUGAUAGGCAGUUUAUAGUUUUAAAUACAUUAGAAAAUCCUAAGUUUCCUACAAAAUCACCUAAAGAAAAAGCGCAAUAUGCAGUUUUAUUUAUUGUUCUGGCACAUAUUUUUAUGUCUGGUGGAGUUAGCGAUCAAGAAAAAAUAUUUUCACUUUUAAGGAAAAUGAAAAUAUUGUCCGAUACACCACAUGAAAGAUUUGGCGAUGUUAGAUACUUAGUUUGCGUGGAUUUUCCUCAAAAACUGUAUCUGGCUAAAACCCGUGCAACUUUAUCUCAACCAAAAUUGAGUCAAUUAUGUAUUAAUGAUGAUAAUGUGGAUUAUGCUUGGGGAUUUCGAGCUGAACGAGAAAUCUCGAAGGAAAGUUGUUUGAUAUUUGUAUCUAAAGUAUAUGGACGCAGUGCCAAAACUUUUCCCGCACUUUACAAAAUUUGUAUGGAAGCAAAAGCUCAAAAAGAAGAAACUGUUCAAUUGGAAUCAGAUGAACAUUAA